Messenger RNA from Racocetra persica, 630 nucleotides. The record is from the annotation of a GenBank genome assembly. NCBI's taxonomy places the organism in Eukaryota, Fungi, Glomeromycota, Glomeromycetes, Diversisporales, Gigasporaceae.
AUGACCAACACUUUUAAAGCCCAAGAAUAUAUAGAUAAGAAUUUAACCGACAAAAAUAUUACUCGGUUAGAAAUAACUUCUACAAAAUUAGGAGAAAAAUUAACUGAUGAACUGGUUAUUAAGGACUAUAUUGAAUUGGAAGAAAUAAAUCUCAAAGAACACAAAUUAACUGGUUUAACGGUUAUUAAUUGCCCUAAAUUGAAGAAAAUUAAUGUUCGCAAUAAUCAGUUAAAUAAACUAGAAUUAAACGAUAGCAAUAAUGCUAUUGAAGAAAUAAUCGCUAACGACAAUGUUUUAGAGAGCUUAGAUUUAAAUAAUUGCUCUAAUUUAAAGAAAUUGAUAAUUGCCGACAAUCCUGAUUUAGCAAAUAUAAAUCUAAACUGGACAACCAUUAAACACUUUAAUUUUGCUAAUACUUCAUUUUCGUUAGAAGAGAGUUUUAAAGAGUUGAAAGAAGAAAUUACUAGUUUAAAAGAAAAAAACGAAGGCUUCCGCCAAUCUUUAAAAAUAGUAGACGAAGCCGCCUAUUUUGAAAGUGAUGACCCUAAUAUUGCCGAAAAUAGUCCAGUCUUGGGUUCCUAUUUCCAAUUUCCCGAACAAAAAAGACGAGCUAAACAAAUCUUAACUUGA